Molecule: messenger RNA, 1380 nt
Organism: Oikopleura dioica
Lineage: Eukaryota; Metazoa; Chordata; Appendicularia; Copelata; Oikopleuridae
Source: the annotation of a GenBank genome assembly
AUGAAGCUCUCUACUGGUCUUCUUCUGGUCCUCGGUGGCGCUGAUGCCCGACGAUGGGUUCGACGAGGACGACAAGCCGAUCCAACUACUGUGACCACGUCAACCUCUGCUACUACUACAACCGCUACCACAGAGACAACGACGACUACUGUUGCGCCUCCAACCGCUGCAGCAGGUACUUUCCUGGACCAAAUCUCCGGCGCCGACAUCAGCUUCAAUGACGGGACCAACAACAUCAACAUCAUGCCAAUGGCAGAUGGAACUGUCAUGGUCGUUUUCACUAACAACGCAAAUAAUCUCGUCACUGCUACUUCCCUGGCAACUGUUGAUGAAGCUGGUCAGAUGCUUACUGGUUUGAGCGGUCUUCCAGAUGGAUCAACAACCGCUACUUGGGAUCCAGCUCUUGGUCAAUUCACAACCGAUACCGGUGCUAUCUGGUCUGGCGGUGCAGCUCAGACCACAACUUCUGGACCAGCUGUUGUUUCUACCACUGCUCCCGGCGGUGCUUCCACUACCGGUGCCGGUGGAAAUCCAUAUGCUCCAGGAAUGUCCACUACAGCCGCUCCUGGCGCUGGUGGAUCAACUCCAUACGGUGGUGGGUCUGCAGGAUCAACUACUCCAUACGGCGGAAGCUCUGGUGGCUCAACUGACUCUUACGCCCCAGCUGGAACUGGAUACAUUGCCAAUGAUCCCCACGUUCGAGUGACCAACGAAAUCGGGCAAGCAAUCUGCUACGAUCUUCCCGGUGAUGGACUUAGCUUCAUCAGUCUUCUCAAGGACAACGAAUCCGGCCUUGAAGUCAAUGGUUUCAUUUCCAACACUCACAAGCACCGACUCUCUGGAAUCGGCAUCAAGACACCCGCUGGCGUUGAAAUCGCCAUUGACUCUCACCACGUUACCGUUGGUUUCGACGGUGAUGUCGAGGGAGACUACAACUACGAUUCUUACAUGAAGGUCCAGACUGACGAUGCUGUCGUCGAAAUCACUUCCAAACUCGAAGCUAAGCAUCAGGGUGUUUUCGUCGAGCUUGAUGAUGGAACCUUCUUCCACAUCGACGAGAAAGAUAUCAAGGAUACCCUCAAGUUUGUCAUUGCCAAGUCUAAUGGUCUCUCUAACCAUCUCUCCGGAAUGCUCGGGCAAACCAUCCAGCCACAAGACUUCCGAAUCCACCCCGAUGGAUCUAUCGAAGUUGAAGGCCGAUGGAUCAUGCAAACUACUCUUGAUGCCAAGCACUCUUGCUUCCGAAUCCACGAAUGGGACAUUCACAACUUCCUGGGACACAACCCCGCAGACUACGCCGUCGAAAACAUGUUCGCUACACUCGACCACCCAUGGGCCUCUAUUACUGCUCAACUCGAGGAGGACUCGACCCCAAAAUAA